Molecule: messenger RNA, 731 nt
Organism: Bombus pascuorum
Lineage: Eukaryota; Metazoa; Arthropoda; Insecta; Hymenoptera; Apidae
Gene: Tapdelta
Product: translocon-associated protein subunit delta
Exons: 2
Coding region: 153-665 (170 amino acids)
Cellular component (GO): endomembrane system; endoplasmic reticulum; membrane
Source: RefSeq, a predicted model, not a curated record
UAGUUUUUAUAAACACACUAUAGGUAUACAUAAUUAAUGUUUAACCUAACAUGAUUUAAACUGACAGUAGUGUAGUUAAUUUUAUUGAUGUAAUUUAUUUGUAAACAAUAUUCAAGAAAAAUCAUCAAUUAAAGUAAACGUAAAGCAGUACAAUGAAACGAUUCAUUAUUUUUUCUAUUCUUAUAAUUUGUGGAAUUUUCGACACUUUUGCCGAAACGUGUCAGAAGCCUGAAGUCGUUGCUUCCGCAUAUGUUACAGAAGAUGCAACAAUUCUGACAAAUGUUGCAUUCACAACACAAUUUGUACUUAAGUGUAGUAAUGGCGUGAAAGGUAUUACCUUAUACGCAGAGGUUGAUGGUAAAUCAUUACCAGCUGCCAGAUUAAGUUCUGAUAACAAAUAUCAGGUUUCUUGGACAGAAGAUGUGAAAAAAGCACGUUCUGGAGAUUACAAUAUAAAAUUAUAUGACGAUGAAAGAUAUGCAGCUAUACGUAAAGCAUUAAGAAAUGGAGAAGAUCCAAAUAGCGUGAAACCCUUAGUUGUUGUAGUGCUUAAUAAUCCAGGCAUAUAUCGUGGACCUUGGGUUAACUCAGAACUCCUUGCGGUCCUUUUAGCUGCCUUAGUGUCAUAUUCCGCCUUCUCUUCUAAAUUCAAGCUACUUGCUUAAUCAUUUUUUACAAUUAAUAAAUUUGUUAAAGUUCUUAUGUAAAUUAAAUAUUACUUAAACAAACAA